GAUCAGUGAUUAACCGGUGCUGCUGCAGCUAGUUUUAUCAAGACGAAUUCGAAACAGUGACUUGGUCUUGGAAAACGCAAUAAAUUCAAUAAGAAGACGGAAGAUGGCGUCUGCUUGGAUUACUGUAAUUGUUCUUACUGGUUUCUGGGGUGUCAUAGGUAUUAUAGUUCCAUGGUUCAUUCCAAAAGGACCGAAUAGAGGGAUCAUUCAGACUAUGCUGGUAAUGACUGCUGUUUGCUGUUAUAUGUUAUGGUUAUGUACAUUCCUGAUGCAGUUAAAUCCCCUGAUUGGACCAGAGUUAGAAACGAAAGUUAUAAGGGCUAUCAAGUAUGAAUGGGAGGGACAAGACUAGGAUCAUCUUUUAUACCACCUCAAAAAUUCUGCCAUCUUGGACUGGAUUUAGACCAUCAACCCCCUCCCCACCCUACGACUCGGCACAAAGAAAUCAGGAUGCCUUCAUUUCAUUUGGAUGUAUUGACUCAGUUGAAUAGUGCCAAGUUUUGGUAAAACAAUACAGUGCAACCUUUUAAAGUUAGAGGAUGGAGGACAUAACUGCCCAUCUCAAACUGGAGCAAACAUUUAUGAAAAGAAUGAUACAGGUGGCAGUAUCUUGUAAUAACAGUUACCAGCUUUAAUGUUAAAAGACAAUAUCACAGUUAAUGUGAUAUUUAGCCAUGCGUUUCAAGAAAGGGUAAUUAUCAGUUAAAACCCUUUUUGGGUUGGAUAUUGUUCACAUUGGUCAGGUUGAGAAAGCUCUGAGUUAUUUUACAUUUCCAGAUUGAAAUAAAUGUUUGCAAUUAAGGAAAAGCAAGCAUGUCUAGCAAGAUGUGCUAGGCAUUUGAAUUUGAAUGAAUGACAGUGCAUGUGAUCACAUUUAUUGCAAUGAAAAACAUUGUAUUAAAUAUUGGAUUUU
Molecule: messenger RNA, 913 nt
Organism: Lytechinus variegatus (green sea urchin)
Lineage: Eukaryota; Metazoa; Echinodermata; Echinoidea; Temnopleuroida; Toxopneustidae
Product: V-type proton ATPase subunit e 2-like
Exons: 4
Coding region: 104-352 (82 amino acids)
Biological process (GO): proton transmembrane transport
Cellular component (GO): proton-transporting V-type ATPase, V0 domain
Molecular function (GO): proton-transporting ATPase activity, rotational mechanism
Source: RefSeq, a predicted model, not a curated record